Messenger RNA from Rosa chinensis, 2536 nucleotides. Its product is annotated as probable polygalacturonase. NCBI's taxonomy places the organism in Eukaryota, Viridiplantae, Streptophyta, Magnoliopsida, Rosales, Rosaceae. Gene Ontology annotation, biological process: carbohydrate metabolic process. Gene Ontology annotation, molecular function: polygalacturonase activity. The record is from RefSeq and is a predicted model, not a curated record. Bases 847 to 2244 code for a protein of 465 amino acids. The transcript has 6 exons.
AGAGAGAGAGAGAGAGAGAGAGAGGGAGGAGACACUUUCCCAGCUAAAAGAGAAGAACCAUGACUACUUGAAAAGGAAAAGAAAGAAGUGGAAUUUGAGGUUACUAGGUGCUACAAACAGUUACGACUAGCUCACUUUUUGACUGACACAACUUGAAGUUUGUCACAUGAGGAGCUAAGAGUGAUCGAUCAGAAAAGAGAGUGACAGAGACAGACAUAGCCCCUAGACCCAAUAAGCUUAGCUAGUGAACAAUGAUGAAGAUUCAGCUUUAAUUUGAAGCAGUGGGCGUGAGAAACACCUGCAGAAUCUGAAAGCACUUUCAAAGACGCUCUCUUUCCUUUCUGGGUUCUUUCUUUUCUUUUCUGGGUUACCCUUUGAUUCCAGGUUUGAGUUUGAGUUCGAGUCGAGUUCGAGUUCUCAGCUCCAGAAAUUGAUCGCUUUCGGCUCCGGAAGUUGAAGAAGUGCUGAGAGUUCAGUGACGUAUUGGAGAAGGUGAAGUCAAGAAAAGAAACCAAUUAAGUCCGGACAGGGCAGGGCAGGGCCGGGCCGGGGAGGGACCUACUGCUUAGUUUUGGCGGGCAGCAACGGUCACUAUCAAUGAUUUUCUGUGGGUUCACUCUGCUACUUCUUCUGCCUUUCUCACUGAGACGAGACGACCCAUCUUCUUCUAUCUACUCAACUCACUUACACUUACUGGUGGUCAAUUUUUGAUCGUUCAUAACCCAACUUCUUCUCUGCCUUUCUCGGUUGCUUCAUCGCCAAUUGGUUUGAUUCAGCUGCCCGAUCACAGUUCAAAACAAGUGCUUGGGUGGGCUGUGACCCCAAAUUUCAGCAGAUCUCAAUCAUAUGAGGAGGAGAUCUUCUACUCUGCCUGUGGUGGAUGUGUUUGUGGUACUUGUUGCAUUGUUCACCGGUGCUCCGUUUCCAUGGGCUGCUGUCAAGGGCAGUCAUCCACAUUGCAAGAAAUUAAGGGAAAACUCGGGCAUUCGACCUCACAGUGUCACCAUCACUGAAUUUGGCGCAGUUGGUGAUGGGGUCACUCUCAACACCAAAGCCUUUCAGAAUGCCAUCUUCUAUCUCAACUCUUUUUCUGACAAGGGUGGGGCCAAGCUUUUUGUCCCCGCUGGCCGGUGGUUGACAGGAAGCUUCCAUCUCAUCAGUCAUCUAACCUUGUGGUUGGAUGAAGAUGCAGUCAUUCUUGGAUCAAUGAACUCAGAUGAUUGGCCAGUUGUUGAUCCCUUGCCAUCAUAUGGUCGAGGAAGGGAGUUGAUGGGGGAAAGACAUCAAAGCCUCAUCUAUGGGCACAAUUUGACCGAUGUUAUCAUAACUGGUCAUAAUGGAACGAUUGAUGGUCAAGGCAGCAUUUGGUGGAAUUCGUUCCGUAACAAAACUCUGAAUUAUACAAGGCCCCAUUUGGUGGAGUUGAUGAACUCAACUGGGGUUGUCAUCUCAAACCUGACUUUCUUAAAUUCACCAUUUUGGACCAUUCACCCAGUAUACUGCAGCCAUGUUUCCGUCCAGAAUCUCACAAUCCUUGCUCCUCUCAAUUCACCAAACACGGAUGGCAUCGAUCCAGACUCUUCUGAUAAUGUCUGCAUUGAAGACUGUUAUAUAAGCACCGGUGAUGAUCUGAUCUCCAUCAAAAGUGGGUGGGAUGAGUAUGGCAUUUCAUAUGGUCGUCCCAGUAGAAACAUUCUCAUUCGCGGGAUUACGGGGAAAACUCAAACAAGUGCAGGAAUUUCAAUUGGAAGUGAGAUGUCUGGAGGUGUUUCAGAAGUUCAUGCAGAAAAUCUCCAUUUUUUCGGUUCUCAUACAGGUAUCAGAAUAAAGACAUCUCCGGGAAGGGGUGGUUAUGUCAGAAAUAUCUCUGUGUCAAAUAUGACCUUGGAUGGUGUAUAUAUAGCUAUAAGGUUCACCAGUCACUAUGGAGAACACCCAGAUGAGUUUUUUGACCCAAGUGCCCUCCCUAUCGUAGAACAGAUUACUUUUAAAGAUGUCAUAGGCGAUAAUAUCAAAACUGCAGGCCUCCUAGAGGGUUUAGAAGGUGGCAGUUUUCAGAACAUUUGCCUAUCCAAUAUUAUCCUCAAUGUAACAUCAAAGUCCCCAUGGAACUGCUCUUCUAUUCAUGGAUAUUCUUACUUUGUUUCUCCAGAAAUCUGUCAGCCUCUGAAGGAGAGUAUCUCCCCUGAGCAUUACUCGGAUUGUUACCAUCUAUCAGAUCAGAAAUGGUUUUCCAGUGCAUAAAACAGAGGCUAUCUUGGUGGAUUACCCUGUGUGAAUGUUGAAAAUUGAUUCUUGCCAUCUCUCAACACAAAGAAGUAUUGACUGGUUUGUGCCCUUUGGGGUGGGUACUAAGAGAUAGGUUUCUCGUAACUUUGUGUGCAGUAGCAAAUAAUUAAGUGAUUUUGUUAAAAGUUAGAAAUAUAAUGAUUUUAUGCUUCCAGAAACACUUUGUUUCCCUCUUGCCUUUUAAAUUAUACAAUAGAAAAGAACGAUGUUCAGUUAUACAAUAGAAAAGAAGGAUGUUCAAUGCGGC